Messenger RNA from Pterocles gutturalis (yellow-throated sandgrouse), 2649 nucleotides. It is a transcript of the gene ZNF148, whose product is annotated as zinc finger protein 148. The annotation marks the transcript as partial. Gene Ontology annotation, cellular component: nucleus. The transcript is spliced from 2 exons. Gene Ontology annotation, molecular function: DNA-binding transcription factor activity, RNA polymerase II-specific; RNA polymerase II cis-regulatory region sequence-specific DNA binding. NCBI's taxonomy places the organism in Eukaryota, Metazoa, Chordata, Aves, Pterocliformes, Pteroclidae. Gene Ontology annotation, biological process: regulation of transcription by RNA polymerase II. The record is from RefSeq and is a predicted model, not a curated record.
GUGAAAAGCCAUUUCGUUGUGAUGAAUGUGGUAUGAGGUUUAUUCAGAAGUAUCACAUGGAAAGGCACAAAAGAACUCACAGUGGAGAGAAGCCUUACCAGUGUGAAUAUUGUUUGCAGUAUUUCUCCAGGACUGAUCGUGUGCUGAAACAUAAACGUAUGUGCCAUGAGAACCGUGACAAGAAACCAAACAGAAGUGCCACCAAAAUUGGCUUUUUGCCAUCGGAGGAAGAUUCUGGUUUCUCUACGCCUAUGAAAGACAGCUCCUUGCCAAAGAAGAAAAGGCAGAAAACGGAGAAAACAAAAUCUGGGGAUAAGGAAGGUACAGAUAAAUUGGAACAGAAGAAGGACAAAAAUGACUAUUUGCCUUUGUACUCUUCUAGUACUAAAGUAAAAGAUGAAUAUAUGGUAGCGGAAUAUGCUGUGGAGAUGCCACAUUCUUCUGUCAGUGGGUCGCACUUAGAAGAAGCAAAUUCUGGAGAAAUACACCCACCUAAACUCGUUCUCAAAAAAGUUAACAGCAAGAGGAGUCUAAAACAGCCACUUGAGCCAAGUCAAACCAUUUCACCUUUAUCCACAUAUGAAGACAGCAAGGUUUCAAAGUAUGCGUUUGAUCUUGUGGAUAAGCAAAGUUUACUGGACUCUGAAGGUAAUGCUGACAUCGAUCAAGUUGACACGUUACAGGAAGGGCCCAGUAAACCUGUACACAGCAGCACUAAUUACGAUGAUGCAAUGCAGUUUUUAAAGAAAAAGAGGUAUCUACAAGCAGCUAGUAAUAACAGUCGAGAAUAUGCCUUGAAUGUAAGUACCAUAGCAUCUCAGCCUUCGGUAACACAGGCAGCUGUGGCCAGCGUCAUUGAUGAAACUGCUACAGCCUCAAUAUUAGACACACAGGCACUGAAUGUUGAAAUUAAAGGUAACCAUGACAAAAAUGUCAUUCCAGAUGAGGUACUGCAAACUCUGUUAGAUCACUAUUCUCACAAGGCUAAUGGACAACAUGAGAUAUCUUUCAGUGUGGCUGACACUGAGGUGACCUCCAGUAUAUCAAUCAAUUCUUCUGAAGUAUCUGAGGUCACCCAAUCUGAGACAGUUGGAACAAGCUCUCAAGCUUCCUCAUCAGAUAAAGCUAGUAUGUUACAAGAAUAUUCGAAGUUUUUACAACAAGCUUUGGACAGAACUAGCCAAAAUGAUGCCUAUUUGAACAACCCGAGCCUUAAUUUUGUGACUGAUAACCAGACUCUUACAACCCAGCCAGCAUUUCCUUCCAUGGAGAAGGUCUACACAUCUAUACCCGUCAAUAGCUUUCGAUCAGGAAUGAACUCUCCAUUAAGAACAACUCCAGACAAGUCUCAUUUUGGACUAAUCGUUGGUGAUUCACAACACCCUUUUCCCUUUUCAGGUGAUGAGGCAAAUCAUUCUUCUUCCUCCUCUACACAGGACUUCUUGGAUCAAGUAACUUCUCAGAAGAAAGCAGAGGCACAGCCUGUUCAUCAAGCAUAUCAAAUCAGCUCAUUUGAGCAACCCUUUAGAGCUCAGUACCAUGGGGGAAGAGCUGGAAUAUCAUCUCAGUUUAGCACUGCCAAUGGACAGGUGAACCUUCGGGGACCAGGGACAAGUGCUGAUUUCCCAGAAUUUCCCUUGGUGAAUGUAAAUGAUAGCAGAGCUGGGAUGACUUCUUCACCUGAUGCCACAACGGGCCAGACUUUUGGCUAAGAAACCUUUGUAAAUAAUACUGGCACUUUAGAACACAUUUGUCAAAAGGGGGUUGCUCUGUAUAAGAUGGAGUUCUGUACAGCUUUUAAGAGCGCUAUGUUAAAACAAGAGUAAGCUGAUACUAGCAAGACCAAUAACUGCUUUUUGGGGUUUUUUUUGGUUUUUUUUUUUUUUGGUUAAUCACCAGUCGUUGAACUGCCUGAUGUUGUUGCCCCUUUCAAAGGCAGUUUAUUAUUCACUUGUUUGAAUUGAGGAACUAUUUUACCUUCUAUGAAAUUUAAAAUAAACAAAAACCCCAGGUAAGAUUUCCCCCAUGAUUGUUUCCUUACUGGUUUCCUUGUAUGCUUUGGGAGGACAGUUUAUUGUCUGAUCCUAUUCGUAUUGUCAUUUCUAAGCUUGUCAGCAUAGUCAUUGCUCUUCAUCAGGGAAUCAACAUGUACUAAACACACAGAAUAAAAAAUAAGUUUCAAAGUCAAGCAAAUAUGGCUUUAAAAGAUGGCAUUUUCUAGAAAAAUAAUCUUUCUUCCAUCUCUCUCAAAAAUACUAUGUGCCCUUUAUUUCUGCUUCUCAUUACCUUGGGUUGUGUUUGGAGGAAAAAAUGAAUUCUGAUAGAUUAACUCUACUAUUUAAAAACCUAAUUAAUUUAAAAUACUUAAAAAACUUUUUUAAGCAAAAUGCCUAACUGCUAAAGCCUUUACUUCGUUCCUGAAGUAAUGUGUAUUUCUUUGUACAGCUGAAUCUAGAUGUAACUUUUUAAUGACUUUUUCAUAUGCAGAUAUUGAGAUUUUGAAGUUAAAUUACUCUGUAGAUGACAUUCCCAAUUGCAUAAUGCUUACACAAACUGUGUAUUCCAAGAUUUAAAAGCUUAAUUGUAUCUUACGCUACAUACUCAUGAUUAACAUAGAGCACUUAGUCAACUUGAUAGUUUUUAAUUUCU